UCUUUUAACAUUGGAAAUAGUUGUUUUUAUUGUUUUUAAAUAUCUAGCUAGGGAAUUCUGGGAGUUGAAGUCCACCCAUCUUAGCCUUGUCCACAGGGCAUUCAGAUGAGCUGAAAUUGCUAGUGCUGACAAUCAGAAAUGUCGGCUUGACUGGGCCUCUCUUUUCCCCCCCCCCUCCUGGAAUUUUCCCGCCUUUCUUCAGAGAAGAUGGCUGAGACUCUGGGGGUGUCUGAGAAGGUCAUCCUCUUCCGCCAGGAGGGGGAUAUCACUUACCGCAUCCCCGCUCUGCUCUACCUGUCUUCGGAGUCCACCUUCCUGGCCUUUGCAGAAGAACGUUCGUCGCACUGGGAUGUACACGCCAAGUUCCUGGUGAUGCGAUGUGGGCAGAAAAAGGGUCUGUCCGUCAAGUGGGGUCCCCUGCAAACUCUGGAAACCACUGUUAUAUCCGAAUAUCGCACCAUGAAUCUGUGUCCAGUGUACGACUCAAAGGAAGGCACAAUUUUCUUGUUCUUCAUCUGUGUGAAAGCUGAUGUGUCGGAACAGUAUCAGAUCAAGACAGGGAAAAACGCGGCCAGGCUGGCCUACAUCUUCAGCAAAGAUGGCGGACGCACCUGGAGCCCAAUGAUGGAUGUCACCGAACAGGUGAUCGGAGAGGAUGUGAGCAACUGGGCCACGUUUGCCGUGGGACCGGGCCACGGGGUGCAGCUGAGCUCCGGGCGGCUGAUCAUCCCGGCCUACGCUUACUACAUUCACACACAUUGGUUUGGACACUCGCUGUGCCGUGCUAUCAAACCCCACUCCUUCGCUUUCUACAGCGACGAUGGUGGGAAGACAUGGCUGAAAGGCCGGCUUCUUGGAAAACCCCUGCGGGCCUCAGAGUGCCAAAUGGCGGAGGUGAUGGAUGAGAAUAACAGCCCAGUGUUAUACUGUAACGCCCGUGGCGGUGACGGAUACCGAGUGGAGGCCUUCAGCAGAGACGGUGGAAGACUCUUUGAACACCCCUUCCAAUCUCAGAAGCUGGCGGAGCCUCAUAAUGGAUGCCAAGGCAGCGUGGUGAGUUUUCCUUCACCACAACUGGGGUCUCUCUUGGCUUCCUCAAAGACCCCCGAAUCAUGGUUGAUCUUCUCCCAUCCCACCAAGCGAAAGGAGCGUGCGGAUCUGGGCAUCUACUUGAACCCCUGUCCAUUGGAGGAGAAUUCCUGGAAGACGCCAUGGAUCUUGAACACAGGACCCAGUGGCUACUCAGACUUGGCUGUUUGCACUGGGGAAAAUCCCCUCUUCUUUGGCUGUUUGUUCGAAUGUGGAGAGUCGACGUAUUAUGAAGAGAUCGCCUUCCAAUUGUUCAGUGGCACAAAACUCCUGAAAAGUCAGGACGCAACUUGUGCAGAAAAGAAUUAACUCCCUAUACAAGCCAGGCCCAUCAGCAUCAGAGGAGGA
Messenger RNA from Crotalus tigris (Tiger rattlesnake), 1437 nucleotides. RefSeq names its product sialidase-3-like. Gene Ontology annotation, cellular component: lysosome; cytoplasm; membrane. The record is from RefSeq and is a predicted model, not a curated record. Bases 208 to 1398 code for a protein of 396 amino acids. Gene Ontology annotation, biological process: ganglioside catabolic process; oligosaccharide catabolic process. Gene Ontology annotation, molecular function: exo-alpha-sialidase activity. The transcript has 2 exons. NCBI's taxonomy places the organism in Eukaryota, Metazoa, Chordata, Lepidosauria, Squamata, Viperidae.